AUGUUUUCUUAUCAUCUUUUUAAACAAUGUCUCGUCCUUUGGCUUUUCAUUAUCAUCGACUUGGUUGCUGUAAGCCUCACGCCGGACCCAUUGACUCUAAAUUUCGGCUCCUUCAGCAAUCGUACGACCUACGUGAUCGCUGCUGAGCUGGGCUAUUUCGAGAAUGUCGAUCUUGUUGUCAAGCAAACAGACGUGGCAAGCUCAACCUCCGCAUACAACAGUGUGGUCAAUGGUACACUCGACCUUUUAGAUGGCACUUUCGACAAUAUAAUCGACAAACGUAUAAAUCAAGGCCAACAGCUCUCAGCAAUAGCCCAGCUCGACCAAGGGGACGGCCUAGUACUUGUCGGCUCCCAGGACAUCAAAAGUGUUGAGCAGUUGCGGGGAAAAUCCCUCCUAGUCGACAGCCCUACAAGUGGGUUUGUCUUCCUUGCCAGGAGGAUCCUAGGUCUCUACGGCUUGCAAUAUCCCAAGGACUACAAGAUUGAGGUCCUAGGCGCACAACGCACCACGCGCCUCCUUGCCGGCGGCGCAGCAACGAUAAACUCCUACGCCGUCUUCGCCAACCUCCUCACCACUCUAAACACCACAAACGCCACAACACAACCCCGACUCAACACUCUAGCCCGCGCCCAAGACUUCGUAGAUCCCUUCUCCAAUCGCGUGCUAACCGUCGCUUCCGCCACCCUCUCACACCCUACUAGUGAGAAGUAUCAAGCAAUCCAACGUUUCGUGACAGCCUUGCUACGCGCCAACGCCUACCUUAACGAUCCGGAAAACAGGGAAAGCGUAGUAAGAUUGUUGCAAAGAUCUGGGGGACUUGGAAGGAAGGCGGCGGAGGGCGUAUAUGACUAUUCGACUAGCCGCGAAGUGGGAGAAGUGACAAAGGAUCAGGAGGCGAUAUUUCAGGUCAGUAGAUUGGGGUUGCUGAAUGUGAUUGAUAUAAGGAGACAGUUUGAGGGGUUCAUGGGAUUGGAAGCGGGGUUUAAUUUUGUCGAGGCGAUUAUGCCGGGAGAGGGGAAGUUGAUUAAUUAUAGGGUUAGGGAUGCAGCGGUGCAGAAUGUUUAG
Bacidia gigantensis is the source of this 1068-nucleotide messenger RNA. RefSeq lists its product as uncharacterized. Bases 1 to 1068 code for a protein of 355 amino acids. The record is from RefSeq and is a predicted model, not a curated record. The transcript has 2 exons. Gene Ontology annotation, molecular function: transmembrane transporter activity. NCBI's taxonomy places the organism in Eukaryota, Fungi, Ascomycota, Lecanoromycetes, Lecanorales, Ramalinaceae. Gene Ontology annotation, biological process: transport.